Messenger RNA from Conger conger (European conger), 2559 nucleotides. RefSeq names its product carbohydrate sulfotransferase 3-like. Bases 461 to 1822 code for a protein of 453 amino acids. Gene Ontology annotation, biological process: carbohydrate metabolic process; N-acetylglucosamine metabolic process. Gene Ontology annotation, molecular function: N-acetylglucosamine 6-O-sulfotransferase activity; chondroitin 6-sulfotransferase activity. The record is from RefSeq and is a predicted model, not a curated record. Gene Ontology annotation, cellular component: Golgi membrane. The transcript has 3 exons. Lineage: Eukaryota; Metazoa; Chordata; Actinopteri; Anguilliformes; Congridae.
ACCGUCGACCUACGAGGGGGUUGGUCGCACUGACCACGUGACCAUCUGCGGGCUCUUUUUGAUAGAACAGUGUGCUUUUUCGUUCACCCAACCCACGUAUACUGGGGGACGCAGGACAUGUGUUCAUGAAGUUUUCGUUUCCUUCACUAAUUCAUGUUUCAAAGAAUAGCGUGGAAAAUACAUGUUUGCCGCUGAAAUAUUCGGUGCUGAAAUAUAAGGUCAGUAUUACGGAGUUUCAGCUACGACGUUAGCGGACUGGGACAAUGAGGGAUGCCGUGGGGCGCGCAAUUGUUCAUGAAAAACCUUUGUCAAGAAGACACUGAGUUAAGAUGGAGCUGUACGUGAAAUGAGAAAUGCAUCAGGGCCACAGGCUUUCUGAAGAAGUGCUGGAGCCUCAUACUUUGGACACCACCGAUUAGAAAAGCAGCUUGUGGUUGGUGUGGGUCGACUUCAUCCAAGAAUGAGGAACAAGUAUGCAGUGAUCUUUGUCUUUAUCGUGGCACUCGUCAUUAUUGAAAAGGAGAACAACAUUAUCGCAAGGGUCUCUGAUAAACUCACCACGAGGCAGAAUCCUCACACUCCCCUGAAGCCCACUGUUUCCUCCAUGGAUCCACUGAAGCCCACUGUUUCCUCUGUGGAUCCAAUGAAGCCCACCGGGUCUUCCUCCUCCUCCUCCCCCUCCUCCUCCUCCUCCUCGUGUCCCCCCAGGGAGCCCAGCACCACGGUCCAGCCCCCCGGGAGGCGUGAGGUGACCCUCACGGAGGCGCCGCGGAGGCGCAGAGACGUCGGGAAGCACAUCCUCCUGCUCGCCGCCACCAGGACCGGCUCGUCGUUCGUGGGCGAGUUCUUCAACCAGCAGGCCGGCACCAUGUUCUACCUGUUCGAGCCGCUGUGGCACGUGGAGAGGAGGCUGGUCUCGGCCCCCGGGGGCACCAACUCCUCGGUGUCCUCCCGCACCUACCGGGAGGUCCUUCAGCAGCUGUUCCUCUGCGACUUCUCCCUGCUGGAGCGCUUCAUCGAGCCGCCGCCCGCGCGCCACGUCACGGCCGCCCUGUUCCGCCGCGAGUCCAGCGCCUCGCUCUGCGAGGAGCCCGUCUGCACGCCCGCGGUCAAGGACGUGUUCGAGCGCUACCACUGCAAGGAGAGGCCCUGCGGCCCGCUCAACUUCACCCUGGCCUCGCUGGCCUGCCGGCGCAAGGCCCACCGGGCCAUCAAGACCGUGCGGGUGCGGCAGCUGGAGGCGCUGCGCCCCCUGGUGGAGGACCCGCGCCUGGACGUGCGGGUCAUCCAGCUGGUGAGAGACCCGCGGGCCGUGCUGGCCUCCCGCAUGGUGGCCUUCUCCUACAAGUACAAGAACUGGAAGGUGAACGGGGAGGUGCCCAUCGACGACGAGGAGGUGAAGCGGCUGAAGGGGAACUGCGAGAGCGUGCGCCUGUCGGCCGAGGUGGGCCUGAGGCGGCCCGCCUGGCUGCAGCGCCGCUACAUGCUAGUGCGCUACGAGGACAUCGCCCGCUACCCCAUGCAGAAAGCCACGGAGAUGUACCGCUUCUCCGGCAUCCCCUUCACCCCGCAGGCGAGGGAGUGGAUCCGCAGGAACACCCAGGCCUCCAGCGAGGCUGGCGGCGUUUACUCCACGCAGAAAAACUCCUCCAAGCAGGUGGAGAAAUGGAGGUUCACCAUCCCCUUCAACCUGGCACAAAUGGUGCAGAAGGUGUGCGGUCCAGCCAUGAAGCUAUUCGGGUACAGAUUUGUUUACAACGAAGACAUGCUAACUAACAAGUCAUACAGUUUGCUGGAUGAAAAGACAUUUCGAUUUGUAUAGUCUAUUAAUGCCAGGGGUUUUGUUGUUUUUCAGUACAGUUUUUUACCUUUUUUACCUUAUUUCAGUUUUGUUGAAAUAAAAAAUGUUUUACAGGAAAACCUAAAACAUGCGAAGGGAAGACCAUGUACUGUUUGAAUUUCAAGAUGUCGAACUCUGUUGAGCUGCGUUUUGGGGAUCAAGGUUUACACUGCUGUCUCAUUGAUUUAUGGUGAAGCUUUAUUUAUAAAUGCCUAAAAAUGGAAAAGUUUAACUUAUUUUGAAUGGGUUAACUGGUUACUAUUAUGUACUUUAUUCAAAGGAUCAUAGUCAUUCUCCAGAAGAUGCUGUACAACAUAUUAGCAGCGGGUAAUGGUGGGUUUCUGUACCUGUGACUUCUGUGUAUUUGCAUUGUGUUGCUGUCACAUACAGGACUACAUCCACCAUUACCAGGGUAUAACUCCAAACUGAACGCAGUAAGGACACCAGUGUGUUAAUGGACAAAGACCAUUGAAGCUGCUUGUAGACCACAGGCGCGGUCUUGAGAUUGUGGAUAUUUAAUAUGAAAAUGUGUUUUCAAAAAGAAAACUUGAAAAGAAAAUCUACGUUCAUUGAAGAAUAUUUUCUUGUGACUUAUUUAACAGGCUGUUUUACAGUGUUGUCCUAUUGGAAUGUGUAAAGUCCAUGGGAGUUAUCCUCUUUAUGGAGGUGUGUGUGUGUGUGUGUGUGUGUGUGUGUGUGUGUGUGUGUGUAUCCAUGGC